AUGGGUCUUGACUACAAGGUAUUCACGAGCAAACGUUCCGGCGUGAAUCGGUCCACACCAGCCGGCCAUGAUCACCUCAAGUGGGUGCCAACCACCUCGACCUUGAUAUUCGGCCAAAAGGAUGCGAUACUGGUCGAUACCCAGUUGACCAUAACUGCAGUCAAAGAUUUGGUAGACUGGGUUGUGGCAACUGGGAAAAACCUCACUGCAAUCUAUGUCUCCCACGCCCACGCCGAUCAUUUCUAUGGCAACGGAGCCCUCCUCGAGAAAUUUCCCGAAGCAAAGGUCAUAGCUACGCCGGAGACUGUCUCUCGAAUGACAGAAGCCAUAUCUCCCGAAGGCAUGGACUCUUUUUGGAGAAAUCUCUUCCCUGGGCAGAUCCCGGAAAAGCUUGUGAUGGCUACUCCUCUCGAGCAAGACCACUUUUUUCUGGAAAGUGAGCGGUUAGAAGUGGUUAGAAUGGGCCAUACGGAUACAGAUGAUACAACGGCCCUCUGGGUGCCUACCAUUGGUCUGGUUGUUGCCGGAGACGCAGUCUACGACAAUACCCAUCCGUACCUUGGAGAAUCAAAAUCCCAAGAGGCGAGAUCGCGAUGGGUGGCUGCGCUCGAUCAGAUUGCGGCUCUGAACCCGAAAAUUGUCGUUGGCGGUCAUAGCGAUCCAUCUAAGGGAUUCUCGCCUAUUGCUGUUCAAGAAACCAAGGACUAUUUGGAUGAUUUUGCGCGACUGGAUGGACAUACAUCCAGUGCCGAAGAAUUGUACACCCGAAUGUUGGAAUUGCAUCCCACUCGAUUGAAUGUUGGGUCGCUAUGGGGAGGUGCAACACUCGUGAAAAAAUGA
Messenger RNA from Penicillium antarcticum, 840 nucleotides. Its product is annotated as MBL fold metallo-hydrolase. The coding region runs from base 1 to 840 and encodes 279 amino acids. The transcript has a single exon. NCBI's taxonomy places the organism in Eukaryota, Fungi, Ascomycota, Eurotiomycetes, Eurotiales, Aspergillaceae. The record is from RefSeq and is a predicted model, not a curated record.